GCUCGAAGGAUUACGGAGUGUAAAUAAACCGCAGAGGAGAGGACGAUGUAGAAAUCGAACCUCCAGACAGGCUCAGUGGUAUAUUUUAGGGCUUUAAAAUAGUUUUAGUAGUAGUUUUUUUUCCCUUCAUGUUUAUCGGCAUCACACGUGACGGCCAUGAGCCACUGUUCAUCCAGGCUGGCGCCCGCCUGCAGCCCGCUGCCCGCGUUCACUGCGACGCAAAUGUCCAGCAUGUUGGACACCGCCGCAGAGCAGAUGAUGGUCGACAGAGACUUCCAGGCGGCUUUCGAAACGUGCGACAGAGGCCUGGAAAGUCUCGUCGACGUCGAGCGAGAGGACAGCAGAUGUGGCGACUUUAAGGCUGGCUUCUGCAUCCUGGGAAUUCAAGCAUUGGCCGAGAUGAAUCAGUGGCAGGGCGUCUUCUCGUGGGUCCUUCAGCAGUACGAGCACCGGGAGAAAAUACCAGCUAAGAUCAUGCAGAUGUGCAUACUUCUUUACUCCACGGUGGGAGAGCCGGCCGCGAUGCGGGAGCCCGCCAGAGUUUGGCUGCGCUGCCCGUCCAACGGCGCGGCGACGGGGUUCGGCACGGUGGCCGAGCUGUACCUCCUGCACGUCCUCGUGCCUCUCGGGCGCAGGGACGAGGCCGUGGAGCUGAUCGUCGGGGAGGUUGGAAGCGUCGCGUUCACGGAAGAUCAGAGGCAGACGGCACUGGACGUUGUGCAGGAAAAAGAGCAGCUGGAUACGGAACCACCCCUGAAUCCCGACGCCGGUCCAAACUCUGAGAUCCCUUCACGUCCCGUCUCAAGUCGAGGAUCUGUACUCCAGAAACUUGAAGCCAUGCUCAGGUUUUUGUGCAGAAAGGCGUCGUCGAGCGCCCGCGACUCAUUCCGUCUCCGGGGACUCUUUCUGGCCACCGUCCUCCUGUACAUGCUUCUGAUCCGCAUGGACGCAGCUCAUCCAUCUUCAUUCGUGUGGAUUUCCAAACUCCUCCAGCUGCUGAGACAGCUGUGGACCGCCAUGUUCGCACCGUACUAUCAGGCUCUCACUCGGAGGCCGUAAAGGACUAAAAGUCACAACGUUUUUCACUUAUUCAUUUUCACUUUGUUGUGCUGAUAAGAGAAUACGUAUCAAACCUGUGUGAACACCAGUCAUAUUAAUUCCUUAUUUCUGCCCCAAAGACAUUGGAUGUGACGUUUUCUGAGUCGGCCUCGAGGCGCUCGACUAGAUCGACAUGCUUCAGGUUUUAUGUCCAUCAUCCUGCCGCUUCCUCUUCAUCAUAAUAUUGAUUUCACUAACCAGGAAAGUUUCUCACAAAGGUUUAAAUAUCAGGAGUGAAUACAGGAGGGCCAAGACUGCGGCAGCAUCAACGCAUGCUAAAUAUAAAACACAAAUGUAUAUAUAUAUAUAUAUAUAUAUUAUUUACGUAUAGUUUUGUAAACUGUCCAAUUGUAGUGUACAACCGGAUUUUUCUUUUUUUUUUAAAGGAACUUUAGUUUGAUGUAUUGUUUAAAUAUAAUAAUACUGCCAUCUAUUGGUCUUUUUUAUUUCUCUGGUCCUCGUUCCCUUUUGAAAUAGAUACAGUCUAUAGCUUUAUGUCAUCAAACUGGCUUUCAUAAAUGCCAAGCAAAAGAUGCAACACAUUCCAGACCUCCAUGCAAGGAUCGAAGGGUCUGUCAUUUGCUUUUUAAACAUGCAUAGACAGUUGAGAUAACAAUGUAGCCACGUUGUUCUAUUUUUGUGUGAUCUUCACUUCUUUCGCCACGGGUUCUUUGGCCUGCGGACAAAGCGGGAAGGCAGCAAUUCCAAGCAAUUAAUCAACUUAUCAAUCAAGUAUUAUGAUAAAAAUGUCACCAUGCUUCCUUGAAUGAAAUCAUGCUCGGAGGAAAUGAAAUAAAGCACAGGUUAAAGCAAGGGUGUCAACAAAUCUCCUGCUUCCUUUUCAGUGCCUCCUGGUUUAGGAAGCUACAGCUGUUCUGAUUAGCUCUUCGACAUCAAAGCUUAAUAUUCUCCAUCUAAAUCAGUCAUGUUGCUGCUGUGGUAAACGGCAGUGAGAGGUGACUCACGCAGCAGAGUGUGAGUCAUCAGGCAGCUGGAUGACCCCCACCCCCCCGCACCCCCACCCGUGCCUCACAAUGCAGUGAGUCGUAGUUUUGUGUGCAUAGAUGGCUGAUAUUUGAUUGAUUGUCAAUCGUGAUGACACCUAUGACCUUAUUUGGGUUGAUAUAAUGAACAUUGCAACGUUUGCCUGAAUGAUGUUGCACCGAUGCAUCGUUAAAAAAAAAUCACCAUAAAAAUGGGAUUCACGUGCGCGUCAGUAUACAUUAAAAAUAACGAAUACCAUUAAUACUU
Molecule: messenger RNA, 2349 nt
Organism: Gasterosteus aculeatus aculeatus (three-spined stickleback)
Lineage: Eukaryota; Metazoa; Chordata; Actinopteri; Perciformes; Gasterosteidae
Gene: pex26
Product: peroxisomal biogenesis factor 26
Biological process (GO): protein import into peroxisome matrix; protein import into peroxisome membrane
Cellular component (GO): peroxisomal membrane; peroxisome
Molecular function (GO): protein-containing complex binding; ATPase binding
Source: RefSeq, a predicted model, not a curated record